CCGAUCUGCGGAAACCUAUACUUCCUGUCGCUUGUGUAUGCGUCGCUAAGCAACAAGCAGUUUCACGGAGUCAACAACAUGGAGCAGUCAACCCAAAGGACAUCUUAUCGCACCAUCCCCGAGUUGCCUGCCCCCCAUUACUCCACUCCUGUAAGCAACUAUUUAACUGGCGAUGAUAAGUCCUACAUAUGGGCUGGAGCAGCACAUUACACACCAUCACAGCGCCUGUGGAUCAAAUACCCUGAUUACCGCACCCUACCCCGAGAAACAAGGCGUGAUGCGAUAGAUUUCCAGUCAGAAGACCAAUGGGUGAACUUCAUGCGGAACAGAGACCAGCCAUCAGGUUACUAUUACUCACGUGUUGGAUUGAAAGGCUCAGACUUCCCUCCUUUAAUGUUGAACGGUUAUACACGAAGUCUACCAUCCAUGCCCUCUCGCGACAUCUUUGAAAACCCUUGGCCAAAAAGUGAUGCAUGGGUACCACCAGUCCGCAGGGACCAUGGGACUUACUAUGGAUACUACCAUGAUCGCAUAGAGAAAGAGCGGGAACGCCGAAAGCGAGAGUUGCCUUUCAGCCAGAAAAUAGAGCCUCUCCAUGUUGUCUCCCACAAAUACAACCUUCGCUGGGGAUUUAAUCAGCCGUGAACACGUGAACAGAUCAACUUCUACCACACCCUUUUGUCACCAUGGUGCACAUCUAAGUUUUUGAUGUCACAACAUCAGUGCUACACUGUAAAAUGCAAUUGUAAAAUAAAGCUGCUUUUUCAUAAAAUAAUUUGUUUACAUUCAGGUUGCUCAAUCGCUUAAAAGCUAUUGCUUUAUGCAGAUUUGAUCACUGGAUUAAUGUGACAUCAUCAACUUUUGCAAGCUUGGUACAAACAGGAGAAGUCUGUCAGCAGUGUAUGUGAUAAUAUUUUUUCCACUGGUUUUGUUUUUUUUUUUGUUUUGCUGUUGAAGGCCAAAUAUUACACCAAAGUAUGUUAAUUGUCUCACUUUUAAAAAAUUUGACUUAAAGAGGAAGUAUUAAUGAGAGAUAAUUUAACAUCACUUGAAAUCACUAAAUGAGUAGAAUGAAUAAAAUAGCUUCACAUAAAUCUGUUAGCCAGAUUUAGUUCUCGUCUUUUUGUGAGGUCAAAUGAAAGGAGCUGAUACUUUCUGUUCUUUUGGUUUUCAUACAUACUUAACUAUCUGGAAUCCAUGCUAGAUCUUCAAAAUCUACUGUGGUAUGUUUUCUUGCUGCUCCGAAAUGCCACAUUUAGUUUAAGCUUAACUGAUGUACAUGAGUCACAAGACACCUGUAUUAUCAUUUUUAAAUAUAUUUUUGAAGUUGUAUCUCAUUUUUUUGUUGUUGCUGUUGUUAUUUUUUGUACACAGAUAAAAUUUCACGAUUGUACAUAUUUCUGUUUCUGGUUGCCCGGUUCUGUUUUCAGCCAUUUAUGUGUUGUUGAUUUUUUUAUUUGAUCGUAAUUCUUUUUUUAGAAUCAUAUUUUAGUUGGUUGUCUAUACCUAUCAAACGACUACAAUCUGUUGUCAACUUUGUUUAUGAUUAAAGCUUUCUGCAACUACCUAUUGCAUACGCUAUUCUGGUAUGCAAAUAAUGGUAUAACAGUUAUUUAUGAAUAAAUCUGUUUACUCAUAUUACUAGCUCAGUUUUAUGGAAUAAGAAACAUUUUCCUCCCAAAAUUACUUGUUACGAAAGGCUUAAAACAUGCUUUAAAAGAACUUUUUUUUUAUCUUUUUCACAAAACGUGACGUGCCAAUUUUUCUAAUUUUGUUCAGUAUAUUCACUGCAUGUGAGAAUAUUUUUGUCGUAUUGUCUUCUUACAUCAACCUGAAACAUCUAUUAGGAUCGGUCGCUCACUGGUAAAAUAAAAAAAAAAAGAAAAUGUAAAUUGUUAUGAGAUAAGCUAACUUUCUUGCGGUCUUAAAAAUCUAGAACUGGUGAGAGCAAGUUUUCCAUCGUGUAAACUGUGUUACUUGUACUUGCGGGAUCAGACGAACUUUUGCAGUAUUCCAUCUCUCUUAAAGCGCAUCUUCUGAGAAUAAAAUAUUUGGUGUGCA
Molecule: messenger RNA, 2061 nt
Organism: Pomacea canaliculata
Lineage: Eukaryota; Metazoa; Mollusca; Gastropoda; Architaenioglossa; Ampullariidae
Exons: 3
Coding region: 79-645 (188 amino acids)
Source: RefSeq, a predicted model, not a curated record